Messenger RNA from Cryphonectria parasitica EP155, 732 nucleotides. Its product is annotated as small GTPase. The record is from RefSeq and is a predicted model, not a curated record. The coding region runs from base 1 to 732 and encodes 243 amino acids. Gene Ontology annotation, biological process: regulation of exit from mitosis. The transcript is spliced from 3 exons. Gene Ontology annotation, molecular function: GTP binding; GTPase activity. Lineage: Eukaryota; Fungi; Ascomycota; Sordariomycetes; Diaporthales; Cryphonectriaceae. Gene Ontology annotation, cellular component: spindle pole body.
AUGGAUCCCAGCGCGCGGUACACGACCCCUCCUGUUCCCCAGCCGGGCAAUAACCUCUCGAGGCCACCCUCGCAGCUGUCGAGCCAGAGCUACCCGGACCGCGUCGGCGCGGGUAUCCCCGGCGCAUCGGACCAGAACAACGCGAACGGCCGAAACCACGUCGUGAUAAAAGUCGGCAUGGUGGGAGACGCCCAAAUAGGCAAGACCUCGCUCAUGGUCAAAUACGUCGAGGGCAGCUGGGACGAGGACUACAUCCAAACCCUGGGCGUCAACUUCAUGGAGAAGACCAUCAGCAUCCGCAACACCGAGAUUACUUUCAGCAUCUGGGAUCUGGGCGGCCAGCGCGAGUUCGUCAACAUGCUGCCGCUGGUCUGCAACGACGCUGUCGCCAUCCUGUUCAUGUUCGACCUGACACGCAAGAGCACCCUCAACAGCAUCAAGGAGUGGUACCGACAGGGCCGGGGCUUCAACAAGACCGCCAUCCCCAUCUUGGUCGGCACCAAGUACGACCACUUUGUCAACUUCCCACGCGAGGAUCAGGAGGAGAUAUCGAACCAGGCACGGCGAUUCGCCAAGGCUAUGCGUGCUGCAUUGAUCUUCAGCAGCACGAGCCACAGCAUCAACGUUCAGAAGAUCUUCAAAAUUGUACUUUCAAAGGCAUUUGACCUCAAGUGCACUAUACCCGAGAUCGAAAACGUCGGCGAGCCUCUCCUCCUAUACCAGAACUGCUAG